Setaria italica (foxtail millet) is the source of this 1308-nucleotide messenger RNA. Its product is annotated as probable WRKY transcription factor 62. NCBI's taxonomy places the organism in Eukaryota, Viridiplantae, Streptophyta, Magnoliopsida, Poales, Poaceae. Bases 117 to 929 code for a protein of 270 amino acids. Gene Ontology annotation, biological process: regulation of DNA-templated transcription. Gene Ontology annotation, molecular function: DNA-binding transcription factor activity; sequence-specific DNA binding. The record is from RefSeq and is a predicted model, not a curated record. The transcript is spliced from 3 exons.
UCAGACUCUAAGUGCUGCUACUUGCUUGUAUAAAUAGAUGCCUAAAGCUGAAGUUACCAGCACCUUCAACUCCGACUGCCCAAGUAUUAUAGCCAGAUAUAUUGAAAAACCAUCAAAUGAACAUCCUUGAAUCUUCCACUCAUAGUAGCCGCCAAGUGGCGAUCAAUGAGAUUGAGCACCAAAGGGCUCUCAUGAUGGACCUACAUGACCUUAUCCUACCAAUACUUGAUACCCAUAGUGGGCAGGCGAAGCUUGUUCAGCAACUCUUUCAAGAUAUAUUCAAUUCCUCAAGUAAGGUUAUCUCUUUUCUAGAACUUGGUGACAACAGUGAGAAGCAGGCCAAUCUUAUCAAAUAUAAAAGAAAACAUGGUAAGAACAACAUGGAGAGUCACAUAUUGGAGGAGGAAACCAAGGAAAUUGGAAACAAGAGAAGGAAGAAUGCGGAACACAUAGGUUCAGUUGUGACACAAGCACCAUACUUUGAUGGAUAUCAAUGGAGGAAGUAUGGGCAGAAGUGGAUCUCCAAAGCAAAGCAUUCUAGGAGCUAUUAUAGAUGUGCCAAUAGUAAAGGGCAAGGGUGUCUUGCAACCAAGACUGUGCAACAGAAGGAAACCGAUGGAAGUGGAACGGUGAGGUUGUUCGAUGUUGACUAUUAUGGCCAGCACAUUUGCAAGAAGGAUGGCAUAAUUCAUCCAUAUGUUGUUGAGACAACGUGCCAUAGUGUCCCAAUUGUCAAUCAUAACCAAAGCAGUAUCUCAACGUUUGUCAAUAAUGAUGUCCAUGGAAUUCAGGACGAAAACUAUGAAAACUUAUUCAUGGUGCCAGACAUGCCAGAAUGUUUGAAAGAUUUGACAGAUACUGAAAUGGAAAGGGCACUGGAGCUUACCUGUAUGAACUUGCCACUGAUCUCUGAGGAUAUAUGGGCAUAACGAAAUGAGAAACGAGCUCCUCUGAUUUCACAGAUAUGUAAAUCGGCUAGUGUGGCCCAAUGAGUUUUGACAAGAAAAGGGCAUGUAUUUUACCAGUAGUGUAAAUUAAGUGUGAUAAGCCAAAACAGAAUAUGCAGAAAGUAAUCAACGGAAAGAAAUGAUAUCUUAUAAAACUGGUGCACGGUGUCCAGCAUUCUAGAAUGUUGAUGUACUAUCUAGGCCCUCCUUUGACACAGAAUAGUAAACCAUGAAUACUUUUCCUUGUAAGUCUGUAAAGCUACCUGCAAAGUCUUCCCAGAUGGUAAUUGAAGUCCUCCUGAUAUUUGUACUGUCUGGGCUUCUCUUUGACCCAGAAUAGAAAUGCUCAUAUUUUCACAUA